GAGAGGUGACUUGACGGCCACGGACAGCACUACGGCUGAGUCUCUCUCCCUUCUCCCUCACAUCCAACAUCAUCAUCAUCAUCAUCAUCAUCAACAUCACCUUGUGUGGAGAGAGUGAUCAUGGACGUCAACGUGGCCCGUAGUCAGCGCCUCCUUGCCCGCACCCAAUAUGACCGCGUCCAGAAGGACGUCUCCUCGCUCGACGCUGAAAUCGCUGCGAUGGAAGAGGAAAUCCGUGCAGAAGAAGAGGCCAGAGCUUUAGAAGCGGCUUUGGGCUCAGACGACGAGGCAACCUCAUCGCUUGGAUCUAUCUCGUCGUCGUCGGACCUGCAUCCGAUGCUGACUCGCCCGGUUGACGGCUCAAGCGAUCUGUAUGUUCUUGUCCGAAAGCCAGGCACCCGCAAAGACACCAUCUCGCGCGACCGUUUCGGUCGCCCGCUCGUUAUUGCGGCGUCGCAGGCCGAGCGCGAGGCUACCUCUGACGGUCUGGUGUACCUGAAUGACGACGGACCCAGCACCGAGGUCGCAAGUCAGGACCGUCAUGCCGGCCCUAUGAUCGGCGCCGCGGCCAUGGGUGUGACUGGCUCACGGUUGAGCAUAGCCGAAGUGGUCGACGACGGCUCCUCGCUCCACACCAAGGAGCGGCUGCUGGCCAACGCUGCCAAGCGGUUCAACAAAAAGCCGGCCGAGUGUUGGCAGUACAUGGAGGAGCGCGGCCUGUUUGCUGACGGAGGCUCGCCGCAGGAGCGCGCAGGGUGGCUGCUUAAGCUCCCGGGCCUCAAAAAGUCGCAGAUCGGCGCAUAUCUCGGCUCGGACAAGCCGGGCAUCGACGAGGUUGUCACUGCGUUCUCGAAGCUGUUUGACUACGCCGACCUCUCGGUCCUCGAGGCUCUCCGCAUGUUUCUGGCCACGUUCCGGCUGCCGGGCGAGGCCCAGAAGAUCGAUCGUCUCAUGGAGUCGUUUGCCUCCCGCUACGUGACCCACAACCCGGGCCUGUUUGCCAACGCUGACACGGUCUACAUCCUCGCCUUUGCCCUCAUCAUGCUUCAGACGGACCUGCACAACCCGUCAAUCAAGCGCAAGAUGACCAAGGACGAGUUCUCCUCGCGGCUCCGCGGCAUCGACGGUGGCUCUGACGUCGACACACAGCUCCUCGCCGCGCUCUACGACGACAUUGCCGCCAACCCAAUCGCCAUGGAGGUCGAGGAUGAGACCGCCGCUACCUUUGCCGACGCCAACAAGAAGGGCUACCUCCGCAAGCGCGGCGGCCGCAUCCCGACCUGGCGCCGGCGCUACUUUGUCCUCACUGGCCACUGCCUCUACUACUUCAAGUCAGAGGAGGACCCGGCGCCCAAGGGCAUCCUUCCGCUCGAGUCGCUCGCCCUCCGCCUCUCUGACGUCAAGCCGCACGCCUUUGAGAUUUACUCGCCGACUCAGGACAAGAUCAAGACCGGCAAGCGGACCGGCGGAAAGAUGGAGGAGGGCCAUCACAAGUCGUUGCUCAUGGCGGCCUCGUCCUCUGAGGAGCGCGAAGAGUGGAUGGAUGUCAUUGCCAAGAACAUGGCCUCCUCGCCGUACCAGUACCUCGCCCGCUGCCGCGGUGCAGUCUGGUGACCACAACCUUGGGUAGCCGGCCGCCUGCUCUCACUGCCCGCGCCCGUUGGCUGCCGCCAGCGCUCCCUCGCCCUGCGCCAGCGUCC
Thecamonas trahens ATCC 50062 is the source of this 1700-nucleotide messenger RNA. Its product is annotated as cytohesin-4. Gene Ontology annotation, molecular function: guanyl-nucleotide exchange factor activity. The record is from RefSeq and is a predicted model, not a curated record. NCBI's taxonomy places the organism in Eukaryota, Apusomonadida, Apusomonadidae. The transcript has 2 exons. The coding region runs from base 121 to 1614 and encodes 497 amino acids. Gene Ontology annotation, biological process: regulation of ARF protein signal transduction.